This is a messenger RNA of Oppiella nova, 783 nucleotides long. The record is from the annotation of a GenBank genome assembly. NCBI's taxonomy places the organism in Eukaryota, Metazoa, Arthropoda, Arachnida, Sarcoptiformes, Oppiidae.
AGAGCUAACCAUCUGUUGGUCGGUAUGAAUAAAGAUAACGACAAUGCGAUGUCUACUCUGGAGGACAUCGCGGAUGUGAUCGAUGUCACAGACAGUGAUGAUGGUGUCGAAGAUGUGCCACAAAAAGCAACUGAUAAUCAAAUGAAAGCUAAGACUUUUGAUGAGAAUAAGAAGUCAUUGGAUGGGCUCAGAGGUGUUGCCCAAAGUGGGGGUCGAUUUGGAUACCCAGUUCCCAUGGGAACUAAUUGUGUUGACAAAAGACCCGAUAAGUCGAUUGAUGAAUACGUUAAAGCACUGUAUGGCGGGGUUACCACCGAUGGCAACAAAUAUCGAUCCAAUGAUAGCAAGUCUGUGGACAAGAAGUCAGAGAUGACUACAAGCAUUGAAGUUAUCGGCGAAAUACCUGUGCGACCAAAACGUGUCGACUCAUCUGCGGACAAAACAGUGUCCUAUAACACUAAGGGAUUGCUGGAUGAGUUUGGUCCGCUCAAAUCAACCAGUGGCCGAUCACCAGAAUUACCGCAUUAUAGGGCGACACCAAGUGUUAUGAAUGGCAAAUGUGUCGACCGAUACCGGGUCAGUUGCCAAGGGCCCUUUGACCAGGACUAUAUGAGCAAUGAUGUGAGAGACAAUUACUUGAGGGAUAGUUAUCCGGUGACCCCUACCUUUCAUCCCAAGAUGUUAGCGAUGAGAAAAACCAUUAGGGAAUCCCGACAGAGCGGGAACCAAAAGCUCCACAUAAUGCCACAGAUACGUACAGUAAACCCAUUGAACAGUUGUUGA